AUGGAGCGAUACUGGUUGAACUCGAAUAAAUUGGCGAUAUUCGUUGAGGACGGUGUUCCGUUGUGGACAGAGCACUGGGAUGGCAGACUGAGUCUGCAGGCACAGAUCAGAGAUUCGUGUUAUGAGAAUGUGUUGGUGAGUUGGUUUUUUUUGUGGUGGUAUUUGAUUGGGUUUGGAUUGGGUAUAGAGUGUAUUUGGGCAUUUAUGGAUUGA
Messenger RNA from Anisakis simplex (herring worm), 213 nucleotides. Lineage: Eukaryota; Metazoa; Nematoda; Chromadorea; Rhabditida; Anisakidae. The record is from the annotation of a GenBank genome assembly.